Messenger RNA from Cygnus atratus (black swan), 4997 nucleotides. RefSeq names its product ral guanine nucleotide dissociation stimulator like 1 (gene RGL1). Lineage: Eukaryota; Metazoa; Chordata; Aves; Anseriformes; Anatidae. Gene Ontology annotation, biological process: positive regulation of GTPase activity; Ras protein signal transduction. Gene Ontology annotation, molecular function: guanyl-nucleotide exchange factor activity. The coding region runs from base 155 to 2461 and encodes 768 amino acids. The transcript is spliced from 18 exons. The record is from RefSeq and is a predicted model, not a curated record. Gene Ontology annotation, cellular component: plasma membrane.
CCUCCCGCGCCGCGGAGCCGAGGGGCCGCACGGCUCGGCCCGGCCCGCGGCGGCGGCCGCUGACAGGGCGGAGCGGGGUUGGCGCCCGGCGGCGGCGGCAGCAGCAGCAGCAGCAGCAGCAUGCCCCGUCGAGGCGCCCGGCGAGAAACUGAGGAUGAGAUUUCUGUGGAGAGCUAAAAUGAGCUCAAUUCAGGACUGGGGUGAAGAAGUAGAAGAGGGAGCUGUUUACCAUGUCACCCUGAAAAGAGUGCAGAUUCAGCAGGCUGCCAACAAAGGAGCAAGAUGGCUAGGGGUUGAAGGGGACCAGUUACCUCCAGGACAUACUGUCAGCCAGUAUGAAACAUGUAAGAUCAGGACAAUAAAAGCUGGAACUUUGGAGAAACUUGUGGAGAACCUUCUGACAGCUUUUGGGGAUAAUGAUUUUACCUACAUCAGUAUCUUUCUCUCAACAUACAGGGGCUUUGCUUCUACUAAGGACGUACUAGAGCUUCUCCUUGACAGGUAUGGAAACCUGGAGACCUUAAGCUGUGAAGAAGUUGGGAGCCAGAAUUCCUCCGGAUCCAAAACAGUAGUCAGGAAUGCGAUAGCAUCAAUCUUACGAGCGUGGCUCGAUCAGUGCUCUGAGGAUUUCAGAGAGUCGCCCAACUACCCGUGCUUGCUGAAGUUGCUGGAUUACCUGAAGAGGAGCAUGCCUGGCUCUGACCCGGAGAGGAGGGCGCAGAACCUUUUGGAGCAGUUCCAGAAGCAAGAAGUGGAAAACGAUAAUGGAUUCCAUAGCACUUCCCCCUGUAACCUCUAUGAUGAAGAGGAAAUGGAGAUUAGCAGUCCAGAAGAAUUCUCUUUUUUCCGAGAAGACCUUGUGGCAGAGCAGCUGACUUACAUGGAUGCAAAACUCUUCAAGAAAGUUGUGCCCCACCACUGUUUGGGAUGCAUCUGGUCUCGAAGGGAUAAGAAAGAAAACAAGCACCUGGCACCUACCAUCAGAGCCACCAUUGCUCAGUUCAAUGCAGUUACCAAAUGUGUUGUCAGCACGAUCCUGAAGAGCAAGGAACUCAAAACACAGCAGAGAGCCAAGAUCAUUGAGAAGUGGAUUCAUAUUGCACAUGAAUGUAGGAUCCUGAAGAAUUUUUCCUCCUUGAGGGCCAUUGUUUCAGCACUGCAGUCCAACUCCAUCUAUCGGCUAAAGAAGACCUGGGCGUCUGUUCCAAAGGACAGAAUGCUGAUGUUCGAAGAGCUGUCUGAUAUCUUCUCAGAUCAUGACAAUUAUUUGACAAGUAGGGAGCUGCUAAUGAAGGAAGGAACAUCCAAAUUUGCAAAUCUGGACAGCAGUGUGAAAGAAAAUCAGAAAAGAACUCAGAGGCGGCUUCAACUUCAAAAAGAUAUGGGAGUAAUGCAAGGCACAGUGCCGUACCUGGGUACCUUUCUCACUGAUCUCACCAUGCUGGACACAGCCCUUCAGGACUAUAUUGAGGGUGGCCUGAUUAAUUUUGAGAAGAGACGAAGGGAAUUUGAAGUAAUUGCCCAAAUUAAGCUCUUGCAAUCUGCAUGUAACAGUUAUUGCAUGACACCAGACCAAAAAUUCAUACAGUGGUUCAGGAGACAGCAGCUUUUAACCGAGGAGGAGAGCUACAGCCUUUCAUGCGAGAUUGAAGCAGCUGUUGACACCAGCACCACGUCACCAAAACCUCGGAAAAGCAUGGUGAAGAGGCUCAGCCUACUGUUCCUAGGAUCCGAGGUGAUCACCAAUAGUACACCCACCAAAGAGCAACCCAAAUCUACUCCAAGUGGGAGCUCUGGUGAAAGCAUGGACUCGGUCAGUGUUUCGUCGUGCGAGUCUAAUCACUCGGAGUCUGAGGAAGUUUGCAUCACACCCAUAGACACCCCUGAUGAGCCUCAGAAAAAGCUCUCAGAAUCCUCCUCUUCCUGUUCCUCCAUCCACUCCAUGGACACAUCUUCCUCAGGGGUGUCAUCUUUAACCAACGUAAUUUCAUCCCCUCCCGUCUUGUCCUCCAACCCCAAGAUCCACAAGCGCUCUAUCUCUGUGACAUCCAUUACCUCAACAGUACUGCCUCCUGUUUACAACCAGCAGAACGAAGACACGUGCAUCAUCCGAAUCAGUGUAGAAGACAACAAUGGCAAUAUGUACAAGAGCAUCAUGCUAACUAGCCAAGACAAAACUCCUGCUGUCAUCCAGAGAGCUAUGUCGAAGCACAACCUGGAAUCUGAUGCAGCUGAGGAGUAUGAGCUUGUACAGGUCAUCUCCGAGGAUAAAGAGCUGGUGAUACCAGACAGCGCCAACGUGUUCUAUGCCAUGAACAGCCAGGUGAACUUCGAUUUCAUCCUGCGGAAAAAAGCUUCAGUUGAUGAGCAGGUGAAAAUGAGGAGUCGGUCAAGCCUGACCCUCCCCAGAACUGCCAAACGGGGGUGCUGGAGUAACAGGAACAGCAAAAUUACGCUUUGAGGGGGAGCAAGGCCACACCGAGGCAAACUGAAUGAGGACUGUACCUUUGCUACCAUCCAGUAUUACAGAAUUGCAGCAGAUGAAUGUGUCAGUAUUCAACUUUGAAGAUAUUUGAGACAAAUGCAAAGUGAGCAUUUGGUAGACCUACAGCCAGAGAUGUGUCUCCUCCCCUGGAGCUGGACAGACAUGGAUUUCUGAGACAGUCCGGACUCAGAUUUUUGUUUUGUUUUGCACAUUAGCCUAGGAAGGUGAGAGCCCCAUUUAGAGGGGAAAACAGGACUGCAACAUUUGUCUUCAGAACACCGCAUACGCCUAACUUUUCUUGUGAAAAAAACAUUUUUGUUGUGCCAGUAUUACACAGAACAAGAACGCCUACAUUUAUUUUUGUAAAACUGGAGAAAAAAAGCCACGAUGCAGUUCUGCCAGAACCAAGCAGGAGGUCCCAGCCAGCCUCCAGCUGCCGGAGGGGAGCACUGGUUUGGGGAAUGUGUGGGUGAACUGGGUGCCACUAGCCACUGCUGCCUCCGGAGGCACUUGCAUUCAUGAAAAAGCAAUGUGGGUGUGUCCCCAAAAUACUCAUCUCUGGAGAAGGAAGAAGUAACUGCAAGUGCGCAUAUUGCUGUCACACUGCUGGCACCCUUCUUUUUUGCACUUGUUCAAAGCCAGAAAAUUACCCCCCUUUUUCUUCCCCCCCCAAAGAACAUUAAGAGAAUGGACCGCACUUGCUUUCAGAUGAAUGUCAUGAUUUGUUAAUGAACAAGGCAACAAACACUACUUGUAUGGAUUUUGGGCUUGUCUUAAUGCCACUACUGUGCGGUUUUCCUUUUGCUUUGCUAACCCAUUCAACAGAAACUGAUGCCUUUUGCAUGUACUCUGAAAUGACAGAUGUACCUCUUUGUAAUGUGCAAUCACUCUUCAGGAGCAAAAUUUUGCCUGCAUUAAUCCAAGUUUCAUUCCACGAGAGGCAACUACAAACCUUUUAUUUUAAAAGUGGCUAUUGAGAGGAAAUAGCCAGGUUUUUAGCAUUACCCCAACCAAACAGAGAUUUUAUAUAGUUGUAGCAUUAUUAUGCAUAAUCUCCAGCCACCUCUCUUGCUCUUUAUAUACAUCUAUUAAAUGAAUUUCCUGACAUGGUACAUUCUUUCAGCUGGAAUAAAGAAUUUAAGCAUCUGCUCUCUGUGAAACUUUAAGUAACAUCUUCCUAGAGUCUCUUCCCAGAAUACAGGCUUCCUUGAAAGGACAGAGGUUUGAUUUUAAAAAGCCAUAAAUGAGACAUUGGAUUGUAAACAGCCCUUACAGAACAGGCUGUCUUUGAGAUACAUUAGUAUGAGUUAAAAUAAACUCAAAUACUGAAUUUUACACAUGCCUGAGGCUUUUUUUCCACCAGUUCUGUAGCUGCCAUUUUCAAAACUGGGCUCAGAUUACUUUAACAAUCAGUGAUAAACUCAUGAUACAAGCAGCAGUGGGUUGUGCUGUGUUCUGCACUACACGAAGAUGUGACUACACGAUUGUGACCUCUAGUCACAAGCAGCACCGUACAGGUCAUAGCCUGAGUAGUUCAAAAACACAAACUUUCUGGUGAGAGGGUGAAGAUGUUGAGUUUAUAACUGAGCCUUAACCUUUGCCCAGAGUUAGCACAAGUUUACAAAAGAAGUUGUUUUCCUCGCAUUAUUGUAUAAGCGUGCAUUGAUGCCUGUACCGUAUCCUUUGUAAAUUACAGUGUUGCUAACUCUGAGGUUGUGUGCCCAUAUUAAGCUGAAAGUGAUUUUUAAAUGACAGCCCCCCCCAAAAAAAGUUAUAUAUUUUUAAAAAAAAUUAACUGCUUACCUGUAAUCUUUAUACAGUAAGUAUAUAAACAUUUUUUCACUAAUAGUUGUCUGAAGUUAAUCUACUUUCUUAGAUUUUAUGACUCGUGCAUUUUUUUUUAAUUUUUUUUUUUUUUACGUUUCACACCACCUUCUGUCACAUCUUCAACAUCAUCACAUUUAUUGUUUUAACUGUUCUCAGCUUCUUCCAGCUCCCACAACCCAUCUGCCAUUCGCAGCCCUGGAAAGAGAGGGUUUCAGCUUAUUCUUACCUUUAGCUGUAACUUUUUAGCUACAAUCUUCCUUCAGCAUUGUUCCACUCUUUGACAUCCCCCUAAGUAGCAGUUCUAUAUUGUUUGUGACCACCACCAGAAUCACAGCAGUGCUUCAAAAAAAAACCACCUUACAAUGACAGCUUCUGAGUCACCUCUCUCUCACCUGCAUUGCCCAUUGAGUGGCAGCAGCUGCACAGGCCCUCCAUAGUCACACUGCAGGAAUGCAAGGAACUUGCUGAGGGCUAAAAGUAAACGUCAGCAAAGCAAAAGCCAUCCCAGCACAUCCAUCACAAACACACCAAUCUGUUGCUUUCUAUGGAAUAUUUUAUACUGUUUCCUGAGCUUUCUGUUUAAUGUUUCUGUUGCAGCUAACUGGGGAACACCGACUAUGCACAAAUUUUACUUUUUCAUGACCGCAUUCUCUUUUGGGUCACCGAAUGAUUUCUGCAGCAAGUU